UUUCUUUGUUUUUUUUCAUUUUAUUUAUUUAUUUAUUUAUUCUAAUACUCUCCCUUUUAUAAACGGGGAGAUACAUAAAUUAUUAUUAUGAACGAAAAAAUAGAACUUGCUGAGCAUCAUGAAAUCACAGUGGAUCAUAGUAGUUCCUCUCAACAACAACAAGAAAAAAUCCAAGUAUUUGAACGAUCAUCUGAUUAUGCUUCCUAUACAUCUGAAGAACGACGAAGUCUUCAACAAGGUACCAAACGUGGAUUAUCAGCAAGACAUAUUCAAAUGAUUUCUCUUGGUGGUUCCAUCGGUACUGGUUUAUUCUUAAACUCGGGUCAAAACAUUGCAGUGGCUGGUCCAGCAGGUGCUUUAAUAGCAUAUCUUGUUAUUGGCUUUAUGGUGUUUUGUUUUAUGGUCUGUAUGGGUGAAAUGGCUACUUUUUUACCCGUAUCUGGUUCUUUCAAUCAUUAUGCUACAAGAUUUGUUGAUCCUGCGUUUGGGUUUGCUUUAGGUUGGAAUUAUUGGUUCUCUUGGAGUGUAACUAUUGCUACAGAACUUUCUGCUGCUGCUACUAUCAUCAAUUGGUGGAAACCUGUCAUGCCUGAUGCGGCUUGGUCUGUGAUUUUUUUAGUUAUCAUUAUUGCCAUCAAUUUGGUGGGUGUUCGACUUUAUGGUGAAAUGGAGUAUUGGAUGUGUAUGAUCAAAAUCCUAAUUGUAUUAGUAUUUAUCAUCAUUGCUAUUUUGGUUACUUCUGGCGCUGUUGGGGAUCAUCAAGUGAUUGGUUUCAAGUAUUGGUCUGAUCCUGGUGCUUUUGUGGGUGGAGCUGUUGGUACUGUAUCUGUACUUUUAUCAGCUGGUUUUUCAUUCCAAGGAACUGAAAUUGUUGGUAUUACUGCUGGUGAAGCGAAAAAUCCUACCAAGACAGUACCUCGUGCUAUUCGAAAUGUAUUUUGGCGUAUUAUUGUAUUUUAUAUCAUUACCAUCUUCUUGAUUGGUUUAUGUAUUCCUGCUACUGAUCCUAAUCUUUCCAAUGAAACUGGGGAUGCUGCUACUGCUUCAUUUACUUUGGUAUUUAAACUUGCUGGUAUCAAUGCUGGGGCUGAUGUGAUUAAUGCCAUUAUUCUCACAAGUGUCUUGUCAGCCGCCAAUUCGGAUCUUUAUACCUGUUCUCGUACUUUACUGGGUUUAGCUAGAGAUGGAAAUGCACCUAUGAUUUUAGCUAAAACCAACAAAUAUGGUUCUCCUUAUUGGGCCGUGAUUGUAUCUUCUAUUCUUGGUUUUUCUUGUGUGUUUGUCUCCAUCUAUUCUGCAAGUGUUGGUUUUGCUUGGUUCUUAUCCAUCACUGCAGUAACUGGUUUCAUUAGUUGGUGGGGUAUUGCUGUUAUCCAUCUUCGCUUCCGUCGUGCUUAUGUCAAACAAGGUCGAAGUGUAGCUGAUUUACCCUAUAAAGCUAUCUGGUAUCCUUUUACUCCUCUUUUUGCUGCUAUCCUUUGUUUUUUGAUUGUUUUCGGUCAAGGUUAUACCGCUUUCACUCCUACAUUCUCGGUGGAAAAAUUCUUCUCUAAUUAUAUAGGCAUCUUACCCUUCUGUCUGUGUUACAUCAUUUACAAGAUCGUGAGACGUUCCAAGGUGGUACCUUUGGAUGAAUGUGAUUUUGAUACUGGUCGCGUGACUCGAAUGGAAAUUGAAGUGGAAGAUGACGAAGAAAAGAAUUUACCUUGGUACAAGAAGGCAUUAAAUAUUAUUUCUUGAUUGUAGUAUAGUUAUUAUUAGUUUAGAGGUUUUUUUUUGUAUUUGACCUUUUUGUAUUUUAUCUGAAAUAAAGC
Molecule: messenger RNA, 1814 nt
Organism: Halteromyces radiatus
Lineage: Eukaryota; Fungi; Mucoromycota; Mucoromycetes; Mucorales; Cunninghamellaceae
Product: amino acid permease/ SLC12A domain-containing protein
Exons: 9
Coding region: 88-1740 (550 amino acids)
Biological process (GO): amino acid transmembrane transport
Cellular component (GO): membrane
Molecular function (GO): amino acid transmembrane transporter activity
Source: RefSeq, a predicted model, not a curated record